Lotus japonicus is the source of this 1324-nucleotide messenger RNA. Its product is annotated as plant cysteine oxidase 3. Gene Ontology annotation, molecular function: oxidoreductase activity, acting on single donors with incorporation of molecular oxygen, incorporation of two atoms of oxygen. The record is from RefSeq and is a predicted model, not a curated record. The transcript is spliced from 5 exons. Lineage: Eukaryota; Viridiplantae; Streptophyta; Magnoliopsida; Fabales; Fabaceae. The coding region runs from base 16 to 849 and encodes 277 amino acids.
AGAAAAACUCACACAAUGUGUUCAAAAUUACAGCAAUUAUUAUCUGAUAAGUUUGUAGACAUGGUUUUCGCUUCAUUUCGAAGAUACUUAAGCAUGAGGAGCCAAAGCUCCAAGGUUCAGACUUUGUAUGACCACUGCAAGAGUAUCUUCUCGCUCUCUGGAAAACCCUCUCCUCCUUCUUCCCAAGCUUUGCUGAAACUCUCUUCCAUUUUGGACACUGUUCAACCAACUGAUGUUGGGCUCAGAGUGGAAACUGCAGAUGAUGAUCGAGGGCAUGGAUUUUUUGGUGUUAACCAACUAAAUAGAGUAGCUCGAUGGGCACAGCCGAUAACUUAUGUGGACAUUCAUGAAUGUGACAGUUUUACGAUGUGUAUGUUUUGUUUUCCAACUUCUUCGGUCAUUCCACUCCACGACCAUCCUGGGAUGACUGUAUUUAGCAAACUUCUCUAUGGCUCUUUGCAUGUCAAGGCUUAUGACUGGGUUGAACCUCCCUGCAUUAUAGAAAGCAAGGAACCAGGAUAUCCUCAAGUAAGACUAGCAAAGUUAGCAGUUGACAAGGUUUUGAAUGCACCAUGUGAGACAUCAGUUUUAUAUCCAAAGCAAGGUGGAAAUCUGCACUGUUUUACAGCAGUUACACCUUGUGCUGUGCUGGACGUUCUCGCGCCUCCUUACAGAGAAGAUGAAGGAAGGAAGUGCACUUACUAUCAUGAUUAUCCUUAUUCAACAUUCUGUAAAGGAUCUAUAGGUGAUGGUGAAGAGGAUGAAUAUGCUUGGCUUGCAGAGAUAGAAACUCCUGGUGAUCUUUAUAUGCGCUCGGGGGUAUAUGCUGGCCCAGCUAUUAAGGUCUAGCUCUGCUGCUUGGAUUUAAAAGCAAUUGAAUGUUUCAUUUUAUGAAGGGUGGAUGAUGUUAAUGCCUGGAAAAUAUUCAUCUUCCAUUUUGCUCCUGGAGGCUAGUGAGUGACCCAACAAGAGGAUCUAAAAUGCUGAAUGCAAAGCACUUUCUGGUUAAUUUAUGAUGUCUCCUUUUGCUGGAUGCAUGUUUUGAACCUAGAUUUUGGUAAACAAGAUCUGCAGUAGCUCAUUAACUGGGUACUAGCCGUCGCUUUAGCUGCUAUAGUAGUCACUGUGUUCCAUUUUAGAUUCUCCCAAGUCCCAACCAACAGUAUGCAGUCUAUGAGAUAUGCUUUUCUUGUACAUUGAUAAGCAUAAUUAUUUUGUAAUGAUUCCUAUACAUCUGGUAUCUACAUCAACACUUAUCAGAGUAAUGGUAAUUCUUUUUUCUUUAUCGUCCAGAAAGUAAAAAAAAAGCAAACAACCUUCAUCA